Messenger RNA from Saccostrea echinata, 743 nucleotides. Its product is annotated as large ribosomal subunit protein eL6-like. The coding region runs from base 24 to 710 and encodes 228 amino acids. The record is from RefSeq and is a predicted model, not a curated record. Gene Ontology annotation, cellular component: ribosome; cytosolic large ribosomal subunit. Lineage: Eukaryota; Metazoa; Mollusca; Bivalvia; Ostreida; Ostreidae. The transcript has 5 exons. Gene Ontology annotation, biological process: cytoplasmic translation; ribosomal large subunit assembly. Gene Ontology annotation, molecular function: RNA binding; structural constituent of ribosome.
AUAAUUUCGUUGCAUUUUUUAAGAUGGGACCGAAAGCCGAGACAAAAGCAGCCAAGCCAAAGGCAGCGGCUGCUAAACCAGCUGCAAAGAAACAGACUGAGACCCGCAUGGUGAAGAAGACUAUUGGUGGAGAUAAAAAUGGUGGUUCCAGACUUGUCAGAAAAACCAGAAUAUCUCGCUAUUACCCAACUGAGGAUAAACCCAGAAAGCUGAGGUCCAGAAAGACUGCCUUUUCCAAGCACAAGCACAGCAUAAGACCCUCAAUUACUCCUGGCACUGUUCUUAUUCUUGUGGCUGGUCGUCACAAGGGAAAGAGAGUUGUCUUCUUGAAACAGUUGGAUUCUGGAUUACUUUUGGUUACAGGUCCAUUCCAUUUGAAUGGUUGCCCUCUCAGAAGAAUCAACCAAAUCUACACUAUCGCCACAAAAACAAAGCUGGACAUCAGUGGUGUUAAACUACCAGAACGCCUGAAUGACAAAUACUUCAACCGUAAACAGCUGAAGAAGCCCCGACACACAGAGGGGGAAAUCUUUGACACCAAAAAAGAGGUGUACACUGUCAGUGAUGAAAGGAAAGAAGACCAGGUGGCUGUUGAUAAACAAAUUCUGGAUGUGAUCCGCAAAAAUCCUGAGAAAAAAUUGUUGUUUGGUUACCUUGGUUCCAUGUUCUCACUUGGAAGCCGACAGUACCCUCACAAAAUGGUCUUCUAAACAUUAUUUAAAAUAAAAUACUGACAGAAUGUU